Messenger RNA from Monodelphis domestica (gray short-tailed opossum), 4073 nucleotides. RefSeq names its product caveolin 2 (gene CAV2). Lineage: Eukaryota; Metazoa; Chordata; Mammalia; Didelphimorphia; Didelphidae. Gene Ontology annotation, biological process: negative regulation of endothelial cell proliferation; regulation of cytosolic calcium ion concentration; insulin receptor signaling pathway. The record is from RefSeq and is a predicted model, not a curated record. Gene Ontology annotation, molecular function: protein kinase binding; molecular adaptor activity. Gene Ontology annotation, cellular component: sarcolemma; Golgi apparatus; caveola.
GAGUUGGUUUGGGGAGUCACUUGGCUUUCCUCUUAAAAGCUCUGAAUCUGACCCAGAGGGAUGGCCCCUUUCCCGCCCCCCCCCCCCCGGAAGAAAAACAACCUCCCCCUGGGAACUAGAGCUGAGACGCUGAGACCGGUAGUCUUUUGGAAGCAGGGAGGGGCAAAGCAGAGAGCCGGACUUGAGAGGUGGAGGGACAUCCGAGAGGGUGCUGGAGGACCUGGGGCCUUUCUCCCUCUCACUUUGUCUCUGUCCCUCCUCCAGUGGCUCACCCGGGUGCAGGGCGGGGCUCCGGGACAGCCCAACGGGAAGCUAGGAGGGGGGAAAGAGGCCGCCGCCCGCCCGGGACCAAGCUGGGUGGAAAGAGAAAGGGGAAGGAAAAGGGAAGGCUGGGGCCGCAACUCGGAGAUCCGCAGCGGGAGCGGGAGCAGCGGCGGCAGCAGGGGCCGCAGCGCCCGGGGGCCACGGCAAACCCUUCUGGGAGAGCAGCAAUGGGGCUGGAAACUGAAAAGGCGGACGCCCAGAUUUACAUGGACGAGGAUUCCUACAGCCGCAACAGUGGUCCGGACUACCCGGAGCCCGAGAAAUGCAUGAAGUCCAUCCAGGAUCGUGAUCCACGGGGCCUCAACACUCAUCUGAAGAUGGGUUUUGAGGAUGUGAUUGGAGAGCCCGAGUCCACCCACAGUUUUGAUAAAGUUUGGAUCUGCAGCCAUGCCCUCUUUGAGGUCAGCAAGUACCUGAUCUACAAGGUCCUAACUGUGCUCCUGGCUAUCCCAUUGGCCUUUGUGGCAGGAAUUCUCUUUGCAACUCUCAGCUGCCUGCACAUCUGGAUUGUGGUGCCUUUCGUAAAGACCUGUUUAAUGGUCUUGCCAUCAGUACAGACGGUAUGGCACAGCAUUACAGAUGGCUUCAUUGCUCCAUUGUAUAAAAGCAUGGGACUCAUUUUCUCUUCAAUAAGCCUGAGACUAGGUCCUGAGUGAACAAUAUGGACCAUGUUGCUGGAAACCUAAUAUACUACAAUACUUUUGGUUGCUGUAAUGUAGAAGCACUACUGUUCAUUUCCAAACUGUUCUAUUUAAGAUGAUUUUUUAAAAGGGGAACAAAUAUAUUUGAGACUUUAAAAAUUGAAAUGGAUUUCUUCCUGGGCAAUAGUUUCAUGAUUUAUUAGCCAUGUAGACCAGCAUACCAGAGUUAUAGAAAUCAUUGGAAACAACUAAUUUUAAUGGAAUACAAUAUUUACCUACGGUCAGAAGUUUUAUGGCAGUCAUUAUUUUGAACUAUGAGUGGGAUAGUUCAAAUAUCUAAGUAUGUUUUUUGAAAAGUCAUGGUAAUUAGAGGCACAUUAAACAUUAUAACAGAAACUGUAGAAGUACAAGUAGGCAGUGUUUUUUGGACUUCAAUAGCACAAAAACGUGUAAAUGUGAAAAGUAGAUCCAUGGAAAAGAUGAGAAGCAAUAUGGUGGAUUCAUAUGGAACCAAGCACCCAAGUUCAAAGUUUGGUUCUAUUUGUGACUUUAGUAACUUUGGGCAAGACACUGAUGCUCUGAGUAUCAGUUUCCUCAUCUAAAAAUGAGAGUUGGACUAGAUGGCCUCUAAUUCCCCUUUAAGCUCUGUCAUACAAUCCCAUAAUUAUCUCCCUUAAAAUAAGGUGUUGCCUAAUUUGGAAGACUAUUCUUUCACCUGCUGCCCUAUUUAAGAAGAGGUUCUAUUUUAUUGUAUAUUUUGUACUUAAUGUAAAUGUUGCUUUAUCAGUUUUCCAAAAAGCACCUUGACUUAUUUUUAAUCUUGUAGAGCUCUUAUGUUGUAUGGAGUUAUCCAUAUGUGAAUCAAAGAAGAAGAAGAAAUUUAGAUAAGGGAGAUUGCACUGAAAUUAUUAUAUAAAGCAUAUAUUUUUCUUUAAGAAUUUAAUGUAAAAGGUUGGCAUGAAAUGCUUUCUUAUUAGACACUGUAGAAAAAAGUACCUGAAAUAUGUCUUAUAAGUAAUGCUUAGAGUAAAUAUGGAUUGCAAUAAAUCCUACCCAAUAAUUAUCAUGUCAUGACUUAACUUUCAAAAUAAUCUGUAUCUAAAUGACACUUUAGGUUAGGGAAGAGCUUUCUUUCUUGUAUUCAGCCACUAAACUUAUAUUUGACAUUCCUAUUCUCUCUUCAUUUAAGUGAUUUUGGUGCUGUUUGACGUACUUUUUGUUUUCCUGAAAAUUUACCAUAAAAAAGCAAUUUCUACUGCACGUAACUAUUGCUGACUUCUUUUUUGAUCAGGGUGAUAUAUAUAUACAGUGGUACAUGGACUUGCCUGCAGAGUUAAGAGCUGCUGAUCUCAUAUGCAGAUGAGCCAGUUACUAUAGCAAGUUGUUUGCCAUACUAAUACAAAACAGAACAAGGACCUGUUGGGUGGAAGAGUGAAAAGAAGCCUAGAUACAGAGUCAGAAAGACCUGAGUUCAAUGGUAGCCACAUUAGCUGUGUGAUUUGGGGCAAGUCACUCUGCCUCACUUUUCCUCUACUAUAAAAUGAGGAUAAUAAUAGCACCUACCUUGUAAGGUUGUUGUGAGGAUCAAAUGAGCAAAUAUUUUUAAAGUGCUUAGCACAGUGCCUGGCACAUAGUAGGUGCUACCUUAAUGUUUUUUCCCUUCCCUUUUCUCACUUUGGAGCUAGAUUGUUCAACUUUAAUGCUAAAGUUUGAAGGGAAAAUACUUUCAUUCCAAAAAUGACAGGCAUAUUGGGUGCAAAUGUAACUGUGGUAAUGUGACCAAUUUUCUCAUCAAAUAUAAAAGAUAGUCUACAUAAAGAGGUCAGUACAGUAUACAGUCUCUUCUUUAGGGAAGUGGCCUCUACUCAUUUUAAAGUUCUACAGGAUGUCCCAAAAUUUUAGUGCAAUUUUAAGACUUAAAAUUGCAAUAAUAUUCUGGAACAUCCUGUAUUUUUAUUUUUAAGGCAAUGUUUUAUGAUAGCGAGCUGACCUCAAAGUUAGGAAGACCUAAGUUCAAGUUUGGUGUGUUAGAAAUAUUUGGAUGUCUGAUCUUAGGCAAGUCAUUUAACCUCUAUUUCUGGAGAAAUUUCUAAUUUCUAUUUCUAAGACUUUGGAAUUGCAGAACAGUGAACAGUUGAUGAUGUGUAUUAGUUGUGAAGGUGUUUCCACAUGAGAAAACUACUUAUACUAAUGGAAUCACAGAUUCACACAAUUUUAAAAAUAUAUAUCUGAUAGUGACAAAAAUAUUCAGUCUUUGGGGGUCAUUUUGGCUUUUGCAGGCAAUCAAAAUAGUUUGGAGCCACAUUUACUAAAUAAGACUGAUAAAGAUGGCUAAAAAAUGGUAAUUAUAAGAACAUGCAACUGUGUCUAUUGUAUGGUUCUUACACUGACUUUUAAGGUAAUUCUAGAUAGUUUUGUAGUGGAUAGAGCCUUGGUCUUGGAGUGAGGAAGAACUGAAUUCAAAUCAUGGAAAUGAAUUCAAAUUAAAAUCUGAAAUAUGGUCUGGUUGACCCUGAGGAAGUCACUUAACCUAUUUUAGACUCCAUUUCUACAUCUGUAAAAUGCAGGGACUGGACUCAGUGAUCCCUUCCAAUUUUAUAUUUUGAAUCUCUGAUUCAGAAGAGAUCUAAAAAUAUGUUGGGUAAAUGGGUACAUUACUGGUAGAUGUGAUUAAUUCAAAGUCAAUUCACACAUAUAUUAACAUCAUAUAUAUUUUAAAAUUUUUCACUCAAAAUUGUUUGGAAAUACUGAAUAAUCUAUUUGGAAAAAAUAAAAUAUUUUAUUCAUCUUAUUGAGAUAUUUAACUUAUUGCUAUAAACCAUUAUGCUUUUUCUAUUCUUUCAAAUACUUAUCUGGUGAAUUUCUUAAUUUUUUUACUAAUCACCACAGUAGGGAUUUAUAAUAAAAGUACAUUAGGGUACACUAACAGAACCUAAUUAUCAAAUGAAAUAGCACAAUUCCUGUUUCUAACAGUGUUAAUUACUUCCAAAGUAUAGUUUUUAUUGGAGUUUUUGUUAACUACUGUAUUUUAUGGAAAUGGGGUGGAUUUUUCUUUAAUGUGAGUCAAGGCAACUAUGCUGUCCAUAAUAAAGUUUAAAAAAAUAUAAA